Capsicum annuum is the source of this 1308-nucleotide messenger RNA. Its product is annotated as probable LRR receptor-like serine/threonine-protein kinase At1g56140. Bases 1 to 753 code for a protein of 250 amino acids. The transcript has 12 exons. The record is from RefSeq and is a predicted model, not a curated record. NCBI's taxonomy places the organism in Eukaryota, Viridiplantae, Streptophyta, Magnoliopsida, Solanales, Solanaceae. Gene Ontology annotation, molecular function: protein binding.
AUGAUGUUCAUGUUGGCACUGGUGCACCUGACUUUGUCUUUACAUCCGAGAUUCAAUCUUCUCGACUUUUUCUUCGCAAGGAGAGUUUAUGCCUUGGACGUCAGAGGUGAAAUUCCAGAUGAAUUAUGGACUCUUACCUUCCUCGAUAAUCUAACCUUUGGCAUCAAUGCUUUGUCAGGGGAGAUUCCAAAGGAACUUGGGUUGUUGACUGAGUUACAAUCAUUAAGUUUUGGCACAAAUAACUUCUCUGGACCUCUGCCUUCAGAGCUUGAAGACUUAACAAAACUGACACAAAUCUUUUUUUCUGGAAAAAAAACUAUUUUGUUGCUUAGUUAUAUCAAUAGCGCUGGUGUUAGUGGACUAAUACCAUUGACAUUCGCAAAACUGCAGAGCUUGGAUACUGUGUGGGCUUCAGAUAAUGCUUUUACAGGGAGGAUUCCUGGUUUCAUUGGAAAUAAUUGGUCAAACAUUACCGCACUGAGGUUCGAAGGAAAUGCUUUUGAGGGUCCAAUACCAGCUUCCUUUUCCAACUUAACUUCCUUGACCGACCUAGAUUUGAGCUUCAAUAAUUUGACCGGGCGUGUUCCAGAUGUACUUUUCAAUCUGACUUUGCUGACUCACCUGUUUCUUGGCGAUAACAAGUUAACAGGAACCUUGUCAACUCUGAAGAGACAGUCUCUCCAGACUAUAGAUUUAUCAUACAAUGAGAUAUCUGGAAGCUUCCCUUCUUGGAUUAAUGGGCCAAAUCUGUAAUUGUACGUAUGCGAAUAACUUAAAUUUAUAUAAUGCUUUGCCUACUCUUUUUCUCCCUACCUUUUGGACCCAGUUUUGAUGGUGAUCAGCAUGCUAACACCGAUACGUGACAACUUGCAAAAAUUUAGUUGGCAACAACUUCACAAGAGAACAAAUAGAACAAUCAGAUAGCAGUUCUCUGCCUUCAGGGUUAGAUUGUCUUCAACGUAAUUUUCCUUGCAAUCGAGAAUCCCAUGAGAUAUUCCAGCUUUGCAAUUAAAUGUGGAGGACCUCUGAUAAUAUCUAGGUGAUCAUGACAUAGAAGAUGGCGGGAAUGAAAUUGAUGAACUAGAUUUGACCUAAGAGAUCAAUCGCACUGGCUUCAUGUUACACUAGCUGCUGAAAAAUUUGACCGAGUAGUUUCAAACAUCUUUUAUUUUUGAACAUUCGAAACUUGUGUAUGUUUUGAUUUUUUUGAAUGGUAAAAAAAUAGUUGGUUAUUUGCAUAUGACAUUUUGGGAAUUAAUAGUUACUAAUACUCUUGAUGAUUAAUAUAUAUGUACAUUUUAUGUGUUA